AAAAGAAGAUCUCCUUUUGGAAUGGAGCUGAGAGAAAGAAAAAAACAAGUACAUUAUGAUGAAAAUCAGGAUCCAGAUUUCUCGGAUUCCUCUGAUUAUCUAGAGCCCAAAAGGCUACCUUUAAACUUAAUAACUGACUUUUCUACAAUCUUUGAUUCAGAUGAAAUUGAGGAUGAACCAGCUUUGGAACAGAAGUUAUCCGAUUCACCUGAAGAAACAACAAAUAGGUCGAAUAAUGAAUUAGAUGCGUACGUUAAUGAAACCAUCCGGGAUGGAAAUAAAUGGAUUGUGUGCGACACCGAUGUACGUGACCUCUUGAUAAAAUGGAAACAGGAGAAACCGCGACCACGUACUGAUCUGGCGUUUUAUGAUAUUAUCGACAUCACUCUGGGUUCAAAUAGUGAUUUUGUUCAAUCACUACCAAUUGAUGCAGUGCAAGAUAUGAAACAGUCAAAAAUGUUUCCCACACCGAAUAUGGAUAAUGUGGAUGAAAUGAAAAACUAUAUUAUUGAUUUUAUUAAG
Dentiscutata heterogama is the source of this 522-nucleotide messenger RNA. Lineage: Eukaryota; Fungi; Glomeromycota; Glomeromycetes; Diversisporales; Gigasporaceae. The record is from the annotation of a GenBank genome assembly.